AUAGAGGGGGAGGCCACUUGAGAUCUUCUUCUCUUUUCCUGUCUUCAACCUAGCUUUCUCCUCUGCUUCAGCCAUGGGGAUGCUGCUCAGGUCCCUGCUUCUCAGUCUCGUCUGCACCUACAUUGCGGGUGAAGUAUCGGCCACAACAAUUUCACUAUACAACAAAUGCUCACAUCCAGUGUGGCCAGGCAUACAACCAGGCGCAGGCAAGCCCAUCCUUGCCCGUGGAGGCUUCAAGCUCCCACCCAACAAGGCCUACUCCCUCCACAUCCCAGCGGCCUGGUCCGGCCGCAUCUGGGGCCGUCACGGCUGCUCCUUCGACGCCCACGGCAGGGGCCGCUGCGCCACUGGAGACUGCGGCGGCUCCCUUUUCUGCAACGGCAUGGGCGGCACACCUCCGGCCACCCUUGCCGAGAUCACCCUGGGUUCAGAGCAAGAUUUCUACGACGUGAGCCUCGUCGACGGUUACAACCUGGCCAUCUCCAUCACCCCCUUCAAAGGGUCAGGCAAGUGUAGCUACGCGGGAUGUGUGAGCGACCUCAACACCAUGUGUCCGGUUGGUCUCCAGGUGAGAUCCCACGACAACAGGCGGGUGGUGGCCUGCAAGAGCGCAUGCUCUGCCUUCAACUCGCCCCGCUACUGCUGCACUGGAAGCUUUGGGAGUCCGCAGUCCUGCAAGCCCACCGCCUACUCCAAGAUCUUCAAAGCCGCAUGUCCAAGAGCUUAUUCCUAUGCUUAUGAUGAUCCAACUAGCAUUGCCACUUGCACUGGUGGCAACUAUUUGGUCACUUUCUGCCCUCACCACUAGUUUCCCAAUCCAAUAUUAUACUUUGUUUAAGACCCUUUUCCUCCCUUUUGCUCUGGGCCUGUUCUUCACUAUCUUAGUAUACUUACUGCGUUACUCACUGCGGGUGCCCCCAUGUCAUUUGGUCUUGGACUUAUAAUAUAGAAAUUAACUUGUAUUUUAUA
Molecule: messenger RNA, 969 nt
Organism: Vitis riparia (riverbank grape)
Lineage: Eukaryota; Viridiplantae; Streptophyta; Magnoliopsida; Vitales; Vitaceae
Product: thaumatin-like protein
Exons: 2
Coding region: 74-808 (244 amino acids)
Biological process (GO): defense response
Cellular component (GO): extracellular region
Source: RefSeq, a predicted model, not a curated record